AUGAAUUAUAUGUUAAAUAAAUCGGAUAGCAUAGAAACCUACACACAAAUAAUCAUUGAUGAUCCCAGUGACGUUAGUGAUGUCGAUCAGGCUAAAUUAAAGGAAUUCUUAUUAGAACAUAAGUUAGAUCGUGAUAAAAGGAUUAACAUCGAAAAAAGAGUUUCACUGCCUCCAGUGGAGCGUAUGAUAACUCGUGCUGCAAGUGGUGCAAUAAAUCCUAAAAGCGUAGACGAAAUAUUAAAAGACGCAGAGAGACUUGGUGGAUUUCCUACAACACCUAUUAUUUCUCAAAUCCCUAACGUUACUCAAAAUCGUCAAGGUUCCAUAAGAGUAAACAUGUCACCUAAAAAUAAAGAUCAGAAAAAACCUGUUACCAUUCCUCCUAGAAACGUUGAAGGAAGUAGUCGACAAGUUACUACAUCUCAAACUUUGAGAGGAGGACCUGGACAUACUCAAAUUCGAUCUUUUGACCGUGACUCAUUGGUUUCGAAUUAUUCGAAUCAGCCAAUGUAUAGAUUGCUCCACAAUCCCAAGAAGGUUUUGACGACUAAUAAUUGGAAGGUUGCACGUGAUGAAGUAAAAGCAAACAGGGUAAUUAGACGUAUUGAUGAAUUAAAGGAUGAAUCUAAAUGGAGUUAUAGACAAUAUGAACCAUUCCGUGACCCUCCACGAAGAAAAACCGUUUGGGAUUUGAUGAUUGAUGAAGCUUUGUGGUUGCAGAAAGAUUUCAGAGAAGAACGAAAAUGGAAGAUCGCAAUGGCGUUUCAUAUGGUCCGAUGGGUGCGAGAUUGGCAUAAUGCUGAAAAUUCUGAAGAUAAAGCGGACUUGUGUAUAAAGACCAAAGAACCGAACUACUUGAAUAACCAAAAAAUGGCGGAAGAAAAGAACGAAAAUCAAAAUCAGGAUACUUCAUCUAGUGAUGAAGUAAUCGAUGUCGAAUCAGUUGAUGAUGAAGCAUCAUCCAUGAUGCCACCACCAAUCGCACCAAAUGUCGUACAUAAUUUAAGACAACAAGUCUUUUCCGUCCCAUUAGACGCGUUUAUGUGCGAAUUAAAGGGUCCAGAUGGACAGAUUGUUGAUCCCGAAUCGAUCUUUCCCGAUUUGCCUCCCUAUGAUCGACCACGUCCUAAUGAUAAGGAAUUUGUUUACGAUUACUUCCACCAAUGUCGCAUUAUGCCCAUCACCAAACGCAUGUAUCAACGUCCUCCACUUAAAAGGUCGAGGAAGAGAACAAGUGAUGAUGAUGAUCAACAAAGCAUAUUCGUCAAAAGGGUCAGACACGAUGAAUGCGAAAUGGCUGAUGAACAACAAGAUUCUGCGUCUACUUUAUUUACAUUAGCAAAUGUUGAACGUGCAGUUAAUCACGUUGAUGUGUCUAUGUCACAAUUCGAGAAAGAUGAUAUACAUGAAAAUCGUCGAAAUUCAAGUUUAAUGGAAGCAAUUAAGAAGGCUUCCAAAAAGCGUCAAGAAGCGGCCAUUAAGCAAUCACAAACGAGAAAGAAUACUGAUCAACCAAGUCAGGUCACACAUCGAGUUUAUACUCCUAUUGAAUUAAGCCGAGCAAAGUCUGAUCGAGAACGUCAGGUACAAGCAGCUCUACUGGAGCAACGGCAAGCAGCGGUUCUUGCAUAUCAAUCACAUGUUAGGCCUCCCGCAGGAAUUCCAUAUUUGAACCCAGGAAGAAAUCUUCAAUUAAUGAUCCAACAACGACAAGCAGCCGCUAUUGCAGCCCAACAACGUCACGCUGUUCAACAAAUGACUCCUGCUAUUACUCAACAACAUUUUUACAACUCACAAUAUAGAGUGAUUCAAAACGCUCAACCUCAACCUGACCAACAAAUGUCUCAACAGCAUCAACAACAAUCACAAGCUUCUAUACAAAGCCAAACUUCUAUACAAAGCCAAACUUCUAUACAAAGCCAAACUUCUAUACAAUCCCAACCAACACAGAAUGCUUAG
Molecule: messenger RNA, 1959 nt
Organism: Diversispora eburnea
Lineage: Eukaryota; Fungi; Glomeromycota; Glomeromycetes; Diversisporales; Diversisporaceae
Source: the annotation of a GenBank genome assembly